AUGAUUGAUAGUUCUGUUUUGAAUCAAAUAAAAAAUAGAUGUGGCUUUUCAAAUGGCUUAUGCCUUAGUAGUGUUGGAAAUUCAGGAGGGAUGGGUUUUUGGUGGAAAGAUAUUAAUGCAAAUGUUGUUUCUUAUUCUGAUCAUCAUUUUGAGGUGAAUUUGUUAGAUGAUAAUAAUACCCCGAGGUGGAGAGCAAUUGGCAUUUAUGGAGGGGGUGUUCCGAGAAGCGAAAGGUUGAUGGAUGCAUUUAGGGAAGACAUUGAUCAAUGUCGCCUUCGAGAUUUGGGUUUCAAAGGGAGCAUUUUCACAUGGGAGAUAGGUAAUUCUAUGACCAUCUAUGUUCGUGAUUGGCUUGAUCGGUUUCUUGCGGAUGAUGGGUGGAUGGCUUUGUUUCCCGAUUAUGAGGUUCAAAAUUUUCCAAAUUAUAGUUCGGACCAUGCCCCUAUAAUGGUGUCACUGAAGAAAAGAAACGAUCCAGGGAUGAGGGGUAAGAGCUUUAGGUUCGAACCAUUAUGGCUUUCUAGAGAGGAUUGUGGUGAGAUUGUUGACGAAAGCUGGAACGCAAGUUUGGAGCUGAAUAUUGAUCGAAAGAUUGCUCGACGUGGUGAAGACCUGAGUUUGUGGGCUAGGAAGUCCUGUGGGUCCAUUAAAAAAAUCAAAGACAUUAAGAAGAAGCUUCGUGAACUGAAAGAGGCGGUCAUGGAUGGCUCAACACUUGAGCUAUGCAAAAAUAUGUCCGUACAGCUUGAUACACUUCAUAUGCAAGAAGAAUAUUUUUUGUUUGCUAGGGCCUGA
Chenopodium quinoa (quinoa) is the source of this 795-nucleotide messenger RNA. RefSeq lists its product as uncharacterized. NCBI's taxonomy places the organism in Eukaryota, Viridiplantae, Streptophyta, Magnoliopsida, Caryophyllales, Amaranthaceae. The transcript has 2 exons. The record is from RefSeq and is a predicted model, not a curated record. The coding region runs from base 1 to 795 and encodes 264 amino acids.